Rotaria sp. Silwood2 is the source of this 357-nucleotide messenger RNA. Lineage: Eukaryota; Metazoa; Rotifera; Eurotatoria; Philodinida; Philodinidae. The record is from the annotation of a GenBank genome assembly.
AUGUAUUACUGGUGGACACAACAUGCUCGUUUUGAGCAUAUUUCAAUUCAACUUGAUGCUAGUGCAUCUGCACCAAAACAAAAAAAAACAAUAGCUUUUAUUGCUUUUACAGCUUACACUUCUGCUGGUUAUGGUCGUCCUGCUGUUAUUGUUCUUAUUGCAUUAUUUUUCUUUGAAUCAAUUAUGUUUCCAACUAUAUUCGUGAUGGAUACCGUUAAUCUUGAUCGUCGUACAGCUGGUUUUCUUAUAAUGGAAGUCUUCGGCGAUGCUGUUUUCUCAUCAAUUAAUUAUGGUUUUAGUUGUGCUGAAUCAACAAAUUUCGCUUUGGAACAUUGGAUUGAAUAUGAUAAACAUUGA